AAAACUGUUAGAUAGAUGAAUUCACCAGCUGUUCCCGUACAAGUAAAAUUGACUAAAACCGUCAUAAAAAUCAAAAUGAUUCCUUAAGAUUCAAAAGGAUUACAGUGAUGAUUUUUAGGUUUGUCUUACAACUUGCCUACACUUUACUUUACUUAAAAGGUAAGUAAAAUAACAUCUGAUCCAAAACAUGUAACAAUGUGUAACAACACAUUUGUUCCCCCAAAACAUAAAACAUCUGGAUUAGUAACCAAAACUCUUUUCUUAACUUAAUAAAGGGAUACAUAAAUCAGAAACAUGCCUAACUCCAAUUUAUUUUACAUUAUUUCUAAAAAAAAAUGUUCUUGACAUAAGAAAAGUUCCCAACUGAUUAAAUGCAGUCCAGUUGGAAGUCAUAUUUUUAGUAAUUUUUCAGCUUGACAUCAAGCUGCUGCAGUGAAAGACGAGUUCAGUUUUACAGCAGAAGCUCCUGUAAAACUGACUGUACAGAAAUGUUUCUCUUAUCUUUGAUUUAAAUAUGGCAAUGACUGCUUAAAAAAUGUAAUCUAAGUGCACCUAUUAAUAAUAGUUACUGAUAAUGGUGAGCAUUAUUUCUGAUUAAAAUACAGAUUGCUUCUUCUACAGUUCAAGACAGAUUUUGCUUUUGUUGCAUUUGCACUCUGCUUAUCGAUUCAAAGAAGAGAGGGCUUCAUUUGAAAAGGUGAAGUCAUGUCUUCCCAACUGAGGUAAUGCAUCUAAAUCAAACCUGGACACAUAUAUCCAAGUAUGUAAAGUGCAUUUCUCAGCUUUCAUCCUUACUUUUCUUUAUUCAAUAGAGAUCUUAGAUGUCAAACAAAGAUCUACGCUGCUUUGCAACCAGUAAGAGCGCUGCAGCCCAGAGGAACUGGGAAUAACGUUUUAAAUGAUCCCUGAUCGAGUUAAGAGGGAUCGUUUUCAUGUAACACUUUUGUAAUGAUAAUAUCGAAAGCUUAAGUAAUAAAGGAAUGAGUGAAAUCUGCCUCUUGUCAGCAUUUACGAUGAGAACCACUUGGGCGAUUGGAUGUCCUGCGAUCAAUGUAUUCUCUUCUCUUAUCAUUAAGACUGCUCUUAACAGAUUACAGCCCCCCUCCCAAAGAUGAAGUCUUUUUCUCCUCCUCUCUCUCUCUGCUCCUCCUUCUGAAACACACACACAGCCUUUUCACUAGCUACAACAGGAGACUUGUCCCUCUUGCCCCGUUUUGUAAAAUAAAUCACUUUUUGCCUUUUAAUUUCAACCUUUUCAGAACUUUUUUUUCCACACAUUUGCGGAAUUUAGAUGGACUUCCUGGAUUUGUUUGAACCGAUUUAACGGCCUGACAGAUGAACAGAAAUGAAAAGGACGAAACUUCAGUUGAAGUUCUGGUAGAAAACUGAAGACAGUAAAUGAAGAUGGACCUGGUGAUAAUUGUCUUUUUUCUCCUGCUCUUUUGUGUUCAUCCAUCUGCAGCAGUGAGCGUCAUUACAGCAGACAUAUUUGAAGCGAGAGGCCAAAGAGUGUGCAAGACAGGAAAAGGGAGACCUUGUUACAAACUGGCCUAUUUCUCAGAGCUGCGCUGGAAGUUGAACUUUGAGGAGGCAGAGAGCGCUUGCAAACGAGACGGAGGCCAGCUGCUGAGCAUCGAGUCUGCGUCCGAGCAGGAGGUCGUAGAGCAGCUCAUCAGAGAUCUUCGUCCCACGGAUGGAGACUUCUGGAUAGGUCUCCGGCGUAGACCGGGACAUGAGGACAGCAGCUCGGACUGCUCGUCUCAGUACUACUGGCUGGACGGGAGUAAAUCCUCGUUCAGGAACUGGCACAUUGAUGAGCCGUCGUGCGGCUAUGAGGUGUGUGUGGUGAUGUACCACCAACCGUCGGCUCCAGCCGGUCACGGUGGGCUCUACAUGUUCCAGUGGAACGAUGACAACUGCGAAACCAAGAACAAUUUUAUCUGCAAAUACUCAGGAGAAAAGCCAAUAUCAUCCACUCUGUCUCCCAACUCCAGUCAGAAAGAUGUCUCCCUUCCAUCUGCACUCCCAUGGGAUCCAAGUGACAACAACCAGGAAAGAAGAACAGCCAUGAAUUUAGUUUACGUCAUCAUCCCCACAAUCCCACUAAUCCUGCUGCUUCUGACAGUGAUGGGAGUUUGCUGCUUCAAAGUGCUGCUCAGACGAAGGAGGAACGUACAGAAAUCAGAAGUAUGCCAAACAGAACCCAGUCCAACUACUACAGACGUCUACAACGUCAUCCGCUCCCAGAAGGAUGAUGACCUGGUUUCUGCUCGCCCACAAACAAAGAACACCUCCUUUUUGUGCUCCUCUCCGGACACGCCGACAGGCGACUAUGACAACCUUGGUGGAAGGGACACAGAAAGCGGCUUCGUAACCCUUGCCAGCACAGAGAGCGACUUCCUGAACUUUGACCUCAACGACCUCAGCCUCGGGCGUCGGGGCACCCGUGACUUCUACGACAGCAGCUUGGGUCGCUCGGCUAAGAGGGUGCUGAACGACGGCAGUCUGGGUCGCACCAAAAACAGGGAGUAUUACGACAGAAGCCUGGGCCGCCGCACCACAAAGAGCGAGCAUUACAGCGGCACUGUGUAUGGAGAUCACGGCCUAUUUGACAGCAGCAUCAGAGCAGGCACUGACUUGUAUGACACCAGACUUAAAGCUGGAGGUCAAACGGGAAAGGUUGACCUCUACCAGACGUACGUUACCAGCGGCAGGCACGAGGUGUUUCAAACCAGUCUGGGAACAUAUGCAAACCGGAAGUCCUUCCACACAAACCUGGACUGCUACAGAAAUGGCCUGAAUCUUGACAGUGGAGGGAGGUACUUCAAUGAACAGGAAUGGAUAAAAAGAGAGAGAUACUGAUUUUUCACUCGAGUCUGCUCACACCACUGUAAGAGCGACUGAACAGGGAUAAAAGAAUGGAUAAAAUUUGUGCAUGUGCAAGACCUAAUUGUUUUUGUUUUUUUUUUAAUCUAAGGUUGAAAAUAGUACUUUUGUUUCUACUCCAACCCUUACUUUGUUAGUUGUAUGGAUAUUGAAGUUUGGUCAUUUCAGUCAGACACAUUUAAAUAGUUAAAGCUUCGUGUAUUGCCAUGUAUCUUGGCAUAUCUGAUGCAUAAUUUUCAGGAUGAUGCAUACUUUAAGUCCUGUCGUGUGUGUCUGAUGAGAUUCACUUUUGCGUAGUGAUUUUGUAAUUUGAUGAAGAUUUAAAAUUCAACUUAAACCUGCAUCAGAAGAGAGUUUACAGUGCUGGGGAAACUAUUUGUCCCCUUUCAGGUUUGAUCAAUUUUUGUUUUAAAUUAGACAAAGAUAACCUGCGUAGCUAGAAAAUAAAAAAAAUGCCGUUUUAUCAUGGUGAGGUAAUUUAUAAAUAGAAAAAGCAACUCAAAUGAACACAGCGUUUUAUGAAAAGGUAGUAACCUCCACUUGUAAACUUAUGAAUCAACUGUGAUUUGCCACAGAUAUUGGCUGAAGUUAAAAUUUCCCAACGCAUGAUUAUUAAAGUAAAUUUUAGAGGAAACUCAAGUAGAACCUGUUUGACAACAUGAAGUAGGCUAAAAGAUCGUCUAUCAGUUUUAGAUCUUGAAAGGGCUACUAAGCUUUUUCUAAAGCAUUGGGACUCCAGCGAAUCCCAGUGAAAACCAUUAUCCACAAAUGAAGAAAAUAGUACAGUGGUGAACCAAGACUACUUCAAGAUUGCCUCAAUGGUUCUUCCAGGUCAUAAAAGAACCCACAACAGCAUUUAAAGCAGAAUCCUGAGACAAAAAACCCAGCAAUGCUGAUCAAACAGGACACAAGGCCAGUCGCAAGUUUGUCAAACAUACAUGAUAAUUUGAUCCUCAAGACUUCUGGGAAAAUAUGAAGUGGAUUAAAGAGAAAAUGUGCAACUAACGUCUAGCAUAAAACUGACAGUUAUUUUAUCAAAAUGACAUUUGGUGACACCCAAACAUGGUGUUGCUGUGUGAUAUUUUGUGGUUAUUUUUUCUACUUUAGGACCGAAAGGGGCAAAAUUCCUCCCCAGGAAUUUAGGUCAUUAUUUAAAAACUGCAUUUUGUAUUUAAUCUUGUCAUCUUUUUUCUGAAAUUAAAUUUCAUUCUAUUAAGAAAAACAGGUAAGAGUCAGAAAUGGUUAAAAGAGAAGACAUAAGAGGGGAAAUAGUUUUUCACAGAACCGAUUUGGGCUUUAAUUUAUGAAAGCCUAAAUCGUCAAAUAAUUAUCAUCUGAAAUGCGAAAGUAGUUGCCCAAUGCAAUCAGCAGCCAGAUGUGAGUGGAUCUUCACCAGUACAGUCAGCGCAUCUGCAUAACACAACAUGAGGGUUGUUUGAGUUUUAUUAGCAUCAAUUCUGUUAAAAUCUUUUAUUCUGUGCUGCCUUAGAGAUGAGAUUACAAGUGCUGCAGAAUGGGAUGCAUAAAACAGCAAUCCUAAUAUGUAUAAGCUUUGUAUGUUCCUUGCAACCUCAGCUGACCUCUUUUAGUUCAUUGGUCAUUUGGGGUUUAGAGAUUAAAAAGUCUGAGUGUGGAUCUCGUGACGCUGUAAUCCAUCUCUCCUCUCACUUUGAGAUUAGCUGCUCCUGUGCUGCAUAAUCUCAUCUCACUAAUAUGAAUAUAUGUCAGUUCUUGCUGGUAGAGAGUUUCUAAAAGAAACCAAUGCAUGGAAAAAGUAAAACAACUUAUUUGGACCCCUUUUCAAGUCUAUUUUCAGUUUGGUAAUGAUAUGAUGGAAUGCUAACCUGAUGAAGACUUAAUCAUAUCUCAGGGCCUGUCUAUCUGAUCCAUUCACAUCAAGAGGGACAGCUCACCAAUUAAUACAAAAAGUG
Messenger RNA from Poecilia latipinna (sailfin molly), 4817 nucleotides. RefSeq names its product layilin a (gene layna). Gene Ontology annotation, biological process: positive regulation of axonogenesis. The transcript is spliced from 8 exons. Bases 1399 to 2862 code for a protein of 487 amino acids. The record is from RefSeq and is a predicted model, not a curated record. Gene Ontology annotation, cellular component: cytoplasm. NCBI's taxonomy places the organism in Eukaryota, Metazoa, Chordata, Actinopteri, Cyprinodontiformes, Poeciliidae.